GAUCGAUCUGACUAACAUAAAAGGGUGCUGCGCUUAAGAGUUGGCUACAAACACCCGAUGGAUCUACUAGCGAAACUAUUGAUACUGCUGCUUAGCGGCAUAUUGACAAAUUGUAAGCAGCAGGAUGUGACUACAACAACAACAACUGCCCCGGUGAUCUCAAUAGGACCUCGAAUUGUGGGCGGAAGACGGGCGCAGGCGGGUCAGUUCCCGCAUCAAGUGUCGCUGCGUUACUAUGGCAGCCACAUUUGCGGUGCAUCGAUUAUAUCGCCUAGCUAUGUGCUGACUGCGGCGCACUGCGUUAAGUUCGGUCAUAAUGUCGUAUCCCCAUUGAGGCUGGCGGUGCAGGUGGGUAGCCUGGUGCUCAAUAGCUUCGAAACGUAUGUAGAUGUCACUGAUGUUCAGGUGCAUCCGCAAUACCGUAACGGAGGUCAUGGCUUCGACAUUGCCGUGCUGCGUCUGAAGCAGAAGCUCCGAUUCAAUGCAAAUGUCGGUGCCAUUGAGCUGGCCGAGAAGGAUCCGCCCGUGAAUUCAACAGUGACUAUCUCUGGAUGGGGCGCCAUAUCCCACGGUGGUCCAAUCUCUAGGGAGCUGCUCUAUGUGCAGGUGCGCAGCAUCUCCCGUGCCCAGUGCACCAGCCGCUACAUGACCCGACUGCCCGAGACUACCAUCUGCUUGAUGCAUGGCGCCAAUCUGGGUGCCUGCCAUGGCGACUCUGGCGGACCGGCUGUCUACCAGAAUCGCCUUAUUGGUGUAGCCAGCUUUGUCUUGGGUGGCUGUGGACGCGAAGCCCCCGACGGCUAUGAGAGCGUUGCCACUCUGAGCAGGUGGAUACGGAGCAAUGCCAACUUGGUGCCACCCAACUGAAAGAUGCUUGAAAAACAGUCCAAGUAGUUCUAAAGGAAAUAUCGAAUUAAAUAUAAUGACACUGAAGUAUUGGUUCCAGUAUAGUGUCAGGUGGAGUUAAUUCUAUUUCUGUUCACGUAUUUUAGCAAGUCAUAAGACAUCCCAUAAUAAAAAUUGUUUUUCUUAAAGGGA
Molecule: messenger RNA, 1038 nt
Organism: Drosophila grimshawi
Lineage: Eukaryota; Metazoa; Arthropoda; Insecta; Diptera; Drosophilidae
Product: serine protease SP24D
Exons: 2
Coding region: 58-867 (269 amino acids)
Biological process (GO): proteolysis
Molecular function (GO): serine-type endopeptidase activity
Source: RefSeq, a predicted model, not a curated record